This is a messenger RNA of Trichomycterus rosablanca, 1465 nucleotides long. It is a transcript of the gene kcnj6, whose product is annotated as potassium inwardly rectifying channel subfamily J member 6. Gene Ontology annotation, cellular component: plasma membrane. Lineage: Eukaryota; Metazoa; Chordata; Actinopteri; Siluriformes; Trichomycteridae. The record is from RefSeq and is a predicted model, not a curated record. Gene Ontology annotation, molecular function: G-protein activated inward rectifier potassium channel activity. Bases 80 to 1324 code for a protein of 414 amino acids. The transcript is spliced from 3 exons. Gene Ontology annotation, biological process: regulation of monoatomic ion transmembrane transport; potassium ion import across plasma membrane.
GAGGAAACGGAGGAAUGACGAUGAGGGAGAAUGAAUGAGUGAAGAAUAACGACAGGCUCAGAUCCUUCCAGAAGGCCAAAUGGAGCAGGAUGUGGAGAGCCCCGUCACAGUGAGACAGCCACGGCUGCCCAAGCAGGCCAGGGACGAUUUGCCCAAGCAGCUCCAGGAUCCCGAGCGAGCCAAGCGAAAGAUCCAGCGCUACGUCCGCAAGGACGGCAAGUGCAACGUGCACCACGGCAACGUCCGCGAAACCUACCGCUACCUCACGGACAUCUUUACCACGCUGGUGGACCUGAAGUGGCGCUUCAACCUCUUCAUCUUCGUACUGGUCUACACGGUCACGUGGCUCUUCUUCGGCUUCAUGUGGUGGUUGAUCGCCUACGCGCGAGGGGAUCUGGACCACCUGGGAGACCAAGCGUGGACGCCGUGCGUCAACAACCUGGAGGGCUUCGUCUCAGCCUUCCUGUUCUCCAUCGAGACCGAGACCACCAUCGGUUACGGCUACCGGGUGAUCACCGACAAGUGCCUGGAGGGAAUAGUGCUCCUGCUGGUGCAGUCUGUGCUGGGAUCCAUCGUGAACGCUUUUAUGGUGGGCUGCAUGUUUGUGAAGAUCUCGCAGCCCAAAAAGCGGGCGGAGACGCUGGUGUUCUCCACCAACACGGUCAUCUCGAUGCGCGACGGGCGCCUUUGCUUGAUGUUCCGCGUGGGGGACUUGAGGAACUCGCACAUCGUCGAGGCCUCCAUCAGAGCCAAGCUGAUCAAGUCCAAACAGACCAAGGAGGGGGAGUUCAUCCCCCUCAACCAGACAGACAUGAACGUGGGCUAUGACACGGGUGACGAUCGACUCUUCCUCGUGUCCCCGCUCAUCAUCUGCCAUGAGAUCAACCAGCACAGCCCCUUCUGGGAGAUUUCCAAAGCCACCCUGGCAAAGGAGGAGCUGGAGAUCGUGGUGAUUCUAGAGGGCAUGGUGGAAGCCACAGGGAUGACCUGCCAGGCCCGGAGCUCGUACGUGUCCAGCGAGAUCAAGUGGGGCUACCGCUUCAUGCCGGUGCUGACGCUGGAGGACGGCUUCUACGAGGUGGACUACAACAGCUUCCAUGACAUCUACGAGACCAACACACCGAGCUGCAGCGCGCGGGAGCUUGCCGAGAUGAGCGCCCGCUCCAGACUGCCGCUCUCCUGGUCGGUGGCGAGCAAACUGAGCCAGCAGAGCCUGUUGGACUCGCGGAAUGAGGACGAGGAGCAGGAGAAGGAGAGCGGCGGGACGCAGGAGCAGGAGCGCAACGGCGACAUUGCCAACGUGGAGAACGAGUCCAAGGUGUAAAGCUGAGCGAGCAGAGUGGAGUGGAAGGUUUCGGCUUUAUAUACACACACACACACACACACACAUACACUCAUACACACUUUCUUAGAUUUAAAAGGUUUCCAAACAUUGUAAUUGACACUUAAAUAAUCUAAUGUAAAA